GCCCCGGUUCACAGAAUGACGUCGUCUCAUCGGCCAAUCCGCUUAAUUCUUUAUGCCUUAUAACAAACCCAGUCGGGUUGCUAUAUAAACGCAUUGACAACAAGCUUCCAGCUCAGAUCUGUGGGAGAAUCGCGUGCCCUGAAAUUAACCACAACGUCGUUAUCCGCUAUGAAGGCAGUCAGUCCGGUGAGGUCCAUAAGGAAACCCGCCUUGUAUUUUUCGGAGCAUAAUCUCGGCAUUUUACGGAGCAAGAGCUCUUCGGACGACCCGCUCAGUCUCCUGUACAACAUGAAUGACUGCUACAGCAGGUUGAAGGAGCUCGUGCCGAGUUUACCGCAGAACAAGAGCGUGAGUAAGAUGGAGAUCUUGCAGCAUGUCAUAGACUACAUUCUGGAUCUUCAGAUCGCACUGGACCAGAACCCGCAACAGCAGAUCCUCGGACAGAGCCCUCCAAAGAAGUCUGUCAGAUCCCUCGGAGCUGAUAUCAGCAUCAUCUCCUUCCAGGUAAGCCCAGUAACCCUCAAAGAGAGAUCAACUCAGAUGACCUCAUAGCCCUGUCUCGUUGAAUUGGUGUUUCGGUCGUGGAGCAAAAACAGGGGCUUUUUGUGUUUUUUUUUCUGUCCCGUGUCAUUCGCCUGGACUUCGUCUUGAAUGACAAAGGAUUUCCCUCAAACGGACAUAAAAAGAGUUAGCUAUAUACGGACUUUCAAACUCUUUCUUCCAAAGGAAGAUUCAAAAAGACUGGAGAGAUUUUAAAGGAAAACAGUAAUUAAGCAAGCAAUCUCACAAAGCAGGAUUUUUUCCUUUUUUCCCCUCUUGCUUUUAUGUUGUUAAGAUGUUGCGCAAAACGAGCGCGCGCAUUUUAACAGCUAUAAUCCAGUUCGUCAAAGGCUGCGGACUCUGUAAAAAUGUACUUUUGUUUUCUCUUUCUGCUGAAAAUGUGAUGUUUAUAAUAUUACAGAAAAUUUUAUAAUUAUAACGUAAAUGGCACUUUUAUACUGUACAUAAUUAAAUGCUAAGAAUGAAGUCAGUGUCCUUGUCUGAGCUAUAGUUACGAAUGCAUUGUUUUGUUGUAUUUUUCAUUUUUGCAAAUGCAUAAGGCUUAUUAACUUAUUAUUGUUCAGGCUGUGAAACUACUACUUGUAUUGUAAAGGCUGUAAGGUUCAGAUUA
Messenger RNA from Onychostoma macrolepis, 1171 nucleotides. It is a transcript of the gene id2b, whose product is annotated as inhibitor of DNA binding 2b. Bases 169 to 552 code for a protein of 127 amino acids. The transcript is spliced from 3 exons. The record is from RefSeq and is a predicted model, not a curated record. Gene Ontology annotation, biological process: circadian regulation of gene expression; cell differentiation; negative regulation of transcription by RNA polymerase II. Lineage: Eukaryota; Metazoa; Chordata; Actinopteri; Cypriniformes; Cyprinidae. Gene Ontology annotation, cellular component: nucleus; cytoplasm. Gene Ontology annotation, molecular function: protein dimerization activity; transcription regulator activity.